Cuscuta campestris is the source of this 1851-nucleotide messenger RNA. The record is from the annotation of a GenBank genome assembly. NCBI's taxonomy places the organism in Eukaryota, Viridiplantae, Streptophyta, Magnoliopsida, Solanales, Convolvulaceae.
CUGCUUUGCGUCACAAAAAGCCAACCCAACAUUGGUAACCAAAAAACUCUGAUCAAUAUUCCAUGGAGAAUCCAACAACUUUGACUCCUCCGCCAUCGCCGCCGCCGCCACACGUCCUCAUUUUCCCCUUACCAAUUCAGGGCCCGGUGAACACCAUGCUGAAACUCGCCGAAAUACUCUGCCUGCGCCACAUCGGCGUCACCUUCCUCAACACCCACCACGUCCACCGCCGUCUCCUGCGCUUCACCGACGCCGGCGAGCGUUUCGCCAAGUACUCCGGCUUCCGGUUCGCCACGGUCCCGGACGGGCUGCCGGAGGACAACCCCAGGACGGGGGACCAAAUCAUGAGGCUGAUUGAAAGUAUGGAGCAAGUAACGAGGCCGCUUUUCCGGGAGAUGGUCGUCGCCGGAGGGCUGGAUCGGCCGGUGACUUGUCUCUUGGUCGACGGAAUCCUUACGUUCGCCGUUGACGUGGCGGAGGAAGGCGGAGUGCCGCUUCUGUAUUUUGAUACGAUUAGUCCUUGUGGGCUUUGGAGUUUUAUGUGCGUCCCCAAACUCAUUGAAGCCGGCGAGCUUCCAUUUCAAGGGCCUGAUUUGGAUUCCCCAAUAAGGAGUGCGCCCGGGUUCGACAGCAUCCUACGCCGGCGGGACAUGCCCAGCUUCUGCCGGGCCGGAGACGUCAACGAUCCGACCAUCCAACUUGUUCUCAAGGAGGACCAACAUCUCCCCAAAGCAAGAGGCCUCAUUUUCAACACUUUUGACCGCCUCGACGGGCCCAUCGUCUCGCACUUCCGAGCCGUGUGCCCCAACGUCUACGCCAUAGGCCCACUCCACAUCCACCUCAAGUCGAGACUCCGGUCCUCCUCGACAGCAGCACCUGCGUCGUCCAACAGCCUGUGGGAGGAGGACAGGAGCUGCAUGGAUUGGCUCGACAUGCAACCGCACCGGUCGGUCCUCUACGUGAGCAUUGGAAGCAUGGCGAUCAUCAACCGCGACCAGCUCACGGAACUGUGGCAUGGGCUGGUCGACAGCGGGUCACGGUUCCUGUGGGUCCAGAGACCCGGCUCCGUGAUGGGGGGGACGGAUUCAGGGCACAACAACAACAAGACUAACAGCGAUGGCUCAUCAGACGAGUUACUAGCGAGGACGAAGGAGAAAGGCUUCAUCACGCAGUGGGCUCCGCAAGAGCAGGUUUUGGCCCACCCGUCCGUGGGCGGGUUCCUGACCCAUAGCGGGUGGAACUCGACCCUCGAGAGCAUGGUGGAGGGGGUGCCGAUGAUCUGCUGGCCGUACUUCGUCGACCAGCAGGUCAACAGCAGAUUCGUGCAAGAAGUUUGGAGGGUAGGGUUGGACAUGAAGGACGUGUAUGAGAGGGGGAGGAUAGAGAGAAUGAUAAGGGAGGUGAUGGAGGAUAGAAAGGAAGAGUUCUUGAAAAGGGCGAGUGAAAUGGCGAAAUUGGCCCAACAAAGUGUUGAAGAAAGUGGCACUUCGUACAAGGAGUUGGACCGUCUCAUUGAUGAUAUUAAGUUGAUGAGAAUCUAAAAAUAAUAAAAAUGGCAUGGGCGGCUGAUCAAACCCUACGUACGUGUUUUAAUUUCUUUGGCAUAUUAUAAUCAUCAUUUGUGUGUAUAUUAAUUAAUAUUGUGACAUGGAUUGGUAUCUCAUCUCAUUGGUAUGUAUAUAUGAUUAUUGGUAUGUACAAUGUAUUGCUACUUUGAGAAUAGCUUUAUGUUCUCUAUUUGCUAAAAACUGUGUGGUUUAAAGUCAUUAUGUUGACUCUUCCAAAUAGGAGACAACAAGUUUAAAUCCCAAUUGGUAACUCUUUUUGUUUUAAUAUAGGUAAACAGACGUU